UAAAUAAUCUCCUUUUCUCAGCACCACCGCCAAGAGAAAACAAUGGCGACAGAAGAUUUUAGCUUCCCCAAAAUCACCAAUCCUUCACCUCAAUUCACGUCUUUACCAUCGUUAUGGAGCGUAUCUUCCUUGAUCUAUCCCGAAUUCGAAUUUGAAUUCGAAGAAGAAGAACCGGCGAGCCUCCAAAGGAAGAGCUUCUCGAACCCCGCCUCGUCGGAAAGCGAAGCGAACAAGAGAGAUCCUGAGGAAAUGGACGUGUUGUGGGAGGAGUUCAAUGAAGAACUCAAGCGAGCUGCUUCGUUGCGCAGCCGGAGAGAGGUGCAGGCCAUGGAGAAGAUGACCGAAACCGGCUACGGAACAGAGCUGAUUGGCCGGAAGAAACAGAGUAAGAGCUUGUUGACGGUGAUGAAGAGGUUGAAGAUCAAGUUGUUUUAUAUUCGCAACUUUUGGAUAAAGAACUAAUCUAACACCGUCGUCGAUGAGUGAAAGGCCAUGUUUUAUUUGAUGUUUCGCUUGUCGAGGGUGCUCUAUCUUCU
Messenger RNA from Hibiscus syriacus, 536 nucleotides. RefSeq lists its product as uncharacterized. The record is from RefSeq and is a predicted model, not a curated record. The coding region runs from base 43 to 462 and encodes 139 amino acids. Lineage: Eukaryota; Viridiplantae; Streptophyta; Magnoliopsida; Malvales; Malvaceae. The transcript has a single exon.